CAAAAACUUAUCAAAAAGGGAAAGAGGAAGGAAUCAAGGAUUGGAAAUAAAAUAAGGGAGAAAAAAAAAUUGGAAUGGGAAAAAGGGCAAAAAAUAAAAAAAACAAAAAAAAUUGACCUACGCAGGAUUCGAACCUGCAAUCUCUCGAUCCGUAGUCGAGCGCCUUACCAUUGGGCCAGCAGGCCUUGUUGAAGAGCAAGGGUCUCUUUAGCUAUAAAAGACAAAUCACCUUCCGGCCAGCCACAGCUCUAGGCAACUCCCCAAGCGCCCGUACCUCCGAUAUCAGCAAUUCCCCACAAGCGCUAUCGGGAUCGACACCUGCGCCAAUCAGUCCAUCCGCUCAGCGUAAGUUACCGUAUCCCGCUUGCAUCAUCGCCUCCUCGCCUUGCUUUAGUGCUCCCGUGCCAGCUCGAUAGUCCAUUACUCAUUGCCUCAGCCGACCUCCUCCCAUCUCCCAUCUCCUUCCUCCUUCAUCCUCCUUCAUCCUUCUUUCAUCCUCCUUCUCUUCCUUGUCCAUCCUUUCCUCCAGUUCUGUUCGUCCAUCCAUACCGUCAGCCUAUCUCAUUUAUAUAUCCCUCGUAGUCCCGUCUCCUCAUCAUGAAGGUCCUGGGCCUUACCCUCGCCUUCCUCCCCUUGCUCACGGCUGCGUCACCUGUAGCUGUCAGCUCCAUUCACAACGGGGCAGCCCCUAUUCUCUCGUCAGCGAAUGCAAAGGAAAUUCCUGACUCCUAUCUCGUUGUCUUCAAGAAGCAUGUGACCUCCGAGGCAGCUGCUGAACACCAAAGCUGGGUGCAGGACAUCCACGAGACCUCGCAGCUGUCAAGGAAGCGUUCCUGGUUCGGGGAAGACGUCUAUCGUGGCCUGAAGCACACCUUCAACGUGGGUGGCUCGUUUCUCGGCUACUCUGGACAUUUCUCCGAGGAUGUUAUCGAACAAGUCCGGAGGAACCCCGAUGUCGACUACAUCGAAAGGGAUUCGGUGGUCCAUAUGAUGGAGGCCCCUGCGAUAGAGAACGGCGCUCCUUGGGGUCUCGCCCGUAUCUCUCACAGGGACAGUCUCACCUUCGGUACCUUCAACAAGUAUCUCUAUGCAAAUGACAGUGGGGAGGGCGUUGAUGUCUAUGUUAUUGACACUGGCACCAACAUUGAGCACGUGGACUUUGAGGGUCGUGCCUCCUGGGGACAGACUAUUCCCGAGAAUGACGAUGACAUUGAUGGCAACGGUCAUGGAACUCACUGUUCCGGUACCAUUGCUGGCAAGAAGUUUGGUGUGGCCAAGAAGGCAAACAUCUACGCUGUCAAGGUCCUCAGAUCUAACGGUUCUGGCACCAUGAACGACGUCAUUCUCGGAGUGCAGUGGGCCGCUCAGAGUCAUACCAAGAAGGUCAAGGCUGCCAAGCAGGGCAAGGCUAAGGGCUUCAAGGGUAGUGUCGCCAACAUGAGUCUUGGAGGUGGCAAGUCUAGGGCUCUUGACCAGAUGGUCAAUGCUGCUGUUGAAGCUGGUGUUCACUUCGCUGUUGCUGCCGGUAAUGACAACGCCGAUGCUUGCAGCUACUCCCCUGCUGCGGCUGAGAAGGCCGUCACUGUCGGCGCCUCUACCCUGGGUGAUGAGCGGGCUUACUUCUCCAACUAUGGAAAGUGCACUGACAUUUUCGCUCCCGGUCUCAACAUUGUCUCUACCUGGGUCGGCAGCAAGCACGCUAUUAACACCAUCUCCGGAACUUCGAUGGCCUCCCCUCACAUUGCCGGUCUCUUGGCCUACUAUCUCUCUCUUCAGCCUUCCAAGGAUUCUGCAUUUGCUGUCCCCGAAAUCACACCGGAGAAGCUGAAGAAGGCUCUCAUCUCCAUUGCCACUAAGGGUGCCCUCACUGACAUCCCAUCCGAUACUCCUAACCUUCUUGCCUGGAACGGUGGUGGCUCUUCUAACUUCACCGACAUCGUUUCUAAGGGCGGAUACAAGGUUGAUGAUUCCGAGGACGUCUUUGACAACGUCGUCUCCAAGGCUCAGGAAUACCUGUCGGAGAGACUUGGUGCUAUUUACAGCGAGAUUCAGGAUGCCAUUGUGGAGUAAUUGGCCAUCGAUUUUCAGUUUCUCUGUUCCGGGCAGGGUCCGGGGGGGGACACUUAGGAUUGGCACCUUGGCGCAGGGCUGUUCACGUUUUAUUUCCUUGGCCUUCCUUUGGAGAUCGGGACUUCAAUAGUAUUAGUUUUAUGUUUUACGCGUGUUUACUUGCUGCUUUUUGGUGUUUAUUGUUAGCAAUUGUACCCAUGCUCAUAACCAUACAUUUGGGAUGCGGAUUUAGAGAAUGUGCUUGUUUUUUUUUUAAGAUUGCUUUGACAGAAUGCCAAAUUGAAAGCACCCAGUUUUGUUCCAGAGUAAGAAGCCGCGAUCCUUCUAGGUAGGUAGUAGUUGUCGGUACCGAUGUCCAAUUUAUUUCUGGUACUUCCUGAAUUAAGCUUAAUCUGUGAUAAUUCUGACCGG
This is a messenger RNA of Monascus purpureus, 2481 nucleotides long. The record is from the annotation of a GenBank genome assembly. NCBI's taxonomy places the organism in Eukaryota, Fungi, Ascomycota, Eurotiomycetes, Eurotiales, Aspergillaceae.